CUGCUGCUGACAUACCCAAGUUCUCGCAACUCAGAAGUGAUCCAUGCCGGUGCGAGACAGACAUUGGAAGAGGUAUAUCUUGUCAAUGCUUAUUGUCGACGAUUAAAGGUCUCUACUAUCCGCCUGAUUCCCUGAAGAUGCGAUUGUGCCUCAGGGGGAGAGAGCUCAUGUAUGACUAUUGCAAGAGGAACAACGUUCCCCACCGCAAGACAGGGAAGCUCGUAGUGGCCCAAGAGCACCAAGUUCCGUACAUCGAAACUUUGUACCAGAAGAUUCGACAGCUCUCCUGGCCUCCACAUUCCGAUUCAACACGAAUAGAGGAUCCGGUAGUUCCCUCGAGACUCGUCGACAAGGACGAAGCACAUACACUGGAACCAGACCUGUCUAGCAAAAUUGUCGCGGCGCUGCUCAGCACGGAAACUGGCAUAGUCGAUUCGCAUUCUCUCAUGGAAAGUUUCGAGAAAGAUAUCACAGAGGCUGGUGGCGAGCUCGUGUACUCGACCAGAGUUGUCCGAGUAGAUCCCCACGCAGGAUCGUCCCAGGCAGAAGGCAAUGCCUCCGAAGAGGUAGCGGAGGAUGGAUGGAUCGUACAGACAAUGACAGGGAACGCAGAAGAGAGCGACGCCUUGCUCGCACGCACCCUCAUCAGCGCGUCUGGCCUUGCAGGCCCAAUGAUCCUGAACGCGAUGCUUCCACCCAGGGAACGAAUACCGAUGUACUACGCAAAGGGCUCGUAUGCGUCUUACCACGGGCCGGGUGUCUCUCAAGUCUCUCAUCUCAUCUAUCCAAGCGUCGGGAUGGGAAGAACACUUCAUGGAUUCCAGUCGCUGGGUACACAUCUUACCUUGGACUUAAACGGCAAUAUUAGGUUCGGUCCAGAUAUCGACUGGCUCAACCCGCCCCCUCUGGAGAUUCAGGAUGACGUAGAGUUUACGGAUUUCAAUUUUUGGACGAAGCACUUAGUGGCAGAUGAGUCCCGUUUACCGCAGAUGCACGAGGCAAUUACGGAGUACCUCGAGACGAUACAACUAGAAGGGCUACAGCCGGAUUACUGUGGCAUUAGGCCGAAGUUGGUGGGGCCCGAAGGCGGCUUUCAAGAUUUCGUUUUCCGCACGGACUACCCUGGGAGCUUCGUAUCCUCAACGAAACGAGCGACCCGGACUGGCAGGGAUACCAGCCCUAUGAUAACCCUCAUGGGUAUCGAAAGCCCUGGCCUCACAUCUUCUCUUGCGAUCGCGGAGUUGGUUGUAGAUGAUAUGUUGGAUGAGAAAGAAGGCCGUGAUUAGGUCUGCCAGUGGAAUGUACAUCGUAUCUAGCAGAGAUAAUAUUCCAUUAACGCGUCUUAGUCUCCGCGGGUGGCCACAGUUGGCUGCCACGCCGUGACCUUAGGCUUUGUGGUGUUAUAGGGUUUGUAGGCACCACGAGUGCCAGUUAAGUUCUCGACCCAAGGCUAGGGGGUGCA
Messenger RNA from Phanerochaete carnosa HHB-10118-sp, 1462 nucleotides. RefSeq lists its product as uncharacterized. The transcript has a single exon. The record is from RefSeq and is a predicted model, not a curated record. Gene Ontology annotation, molecular function: (S)-2-hydroxy-acid oxidase activity; (S)-2-hydroxyglutarate dehydrogenase activity. Bases 168 to 1286 code for a protein of 372 amino acids. Lineage: Eukaryota; Fungi; Basidiomycota; Agaricomycetes; Polyporales; Phanerochaetaceae. Gene Ontology annotation, cellular component: mitochondrion.